Messenger RNA from Lingula anatina, 1405 nucleotides. RefSeq names its product protein LKAAEAR1-like. The record is from RefSeq and is a predicted model, not a curated record. Lineage: Eukaryota; Metazoa; Brachiopoda; Lingulata; Lingulida; Lingulidae.
AACAACUACCAUAUUGGAUAAGGGGUAUUGUUUUCGUCCAGCUAAAUUUGGUGCCAUUUUGCCGCAGUUUUUGUCAAGUCAGGUGUAAAACACUGGUCGUGGGACUCAAUAGGUACCCAAGAGUAGAUCAACGGCUUACAGGUUUUAAUUAUGUACAGGAUUUGAAGAAAAAGUCCUUCGAAAUAACGUCACAUCGUUUUAGUGGAUCAGUCGAACAGACAGACAUGACAAGCCCCAGAGAAAAGCUGCCCUCAGUGAAGAAGAAGAGUGGAGAGGAGGAUGACGGACCCUUGGCAGAACCUAAAGAAAAGUUUGUCCCUAGAAACUGGUCUACAUUUAAAAAACAUGAAAAGGAACUGAACAAGCUGGGCCCAAUGGCCAAAAGCAGAUAUAUGGCUUAUGAAGAGCCUUCAAAAGACAUCCUUGCAGUAAGAGAAAAGACUUUGAAGCGACUCAAGGACUUGAAGAAAGAUUAUGAAAUGAAUCAUCCUCCUGUACCAGAAGAAGUUAUUAUUGAAAAAGACAAACAUGCCAAGUUAAUAGGACAAUUAAAAGCUGCAGAAGCAAGAAACAGACUGAGGAUAAUGAGGUUAAGAUAUUCAGCCAACAGGGCCCAAGAAAUCAACCACCUGAUCUCAUGUCAGCCUACAGCCAUUAAAGCAGUGAGAUUACAAGCUCUCGUUCCUUCCAGUGCAGAGAGGAAAGAUAAAGGGGACAGACUAGAUAAACUACAAAGACAUAGGAUAGAGUCACUGUUAGAAGACUCAAGGGGACUUUUGACCAACAGGCUAGCUUGAACUGACAAUUACUAUCAGUCAAUUUUGGAAAAUGUUUGUUGGAGAAGCCAUGAAGGUAUUUUAUAUACCAAGACAUAGAGCGAUUAAGAUUGAGAGUUGAAAUGCUGGAAUGGCUCUUGAGACCAACAAAAUUUUCUAUAAAAUUUUAGUGACCAAGAGAUUGAGAUGAUGUUACUUUGGUUACCCGUGAUGUCACAGUUGCAGGUAUGAUAUCAUAGGGGACAUGUUGGAAUACCUAUUGUGAUGUCAUAAUGAGAUAUGAUGUCAUAAUAACAUACAUGAUGUCACAGAUGGAAUAUUUGUGGGGUUUUAACUGCCAGACAAAUCAAAUAUUGAUGCUGAUGUUUUGAUAUGGGACUCCAGGCAUGCACAGAUGAACAUUGUUUAAGUUUUUUUUUUCAUUCAAUGGAAAAAUUAGAGGUGCUAUUGAUAUUAUAACAAAGAAAUCUUUUCCAGUAGAGUUGAUAAUAAGAUAUCAGCUCCAGUAAAUAUUUGCCACAGAUAUCAAGAUCAGUAUAUUUAGUGAAGGGCAUGAUUAUAACUGAGGUGAAGAUACUGUAAAAAUCAUUGCCUACAGAUUUGUCCUUAUGUAAUUCAAAAAUUGUUAA